Hippopotamus amphibius kiboko is the source of this 2433-nucleotide messenger RNA. Its product is annotated as serine/threonine-protein phosphatase 4 regulatory subunit 3B-like. Lineage: Eukaryota; Metazoa; Chordata; Mammalia; Artiodactyla; Hippopotamidae. The record is from RefSeq and is a predicted model, not a curated record. Gene Ontology annotation, molecular function: protein phosphatase activator activity. Gene Ontology annotation, biological process: DNA damage response; protein dephosphorylation. Gene Ontology annotation, cellular component: protein phosphatase 4 complex; nucleoplasm.
AUGGCGGACAAACAGUGCCGUGUGAAAGUCUACAUCAAGACUGAUGACCAACAAUGGGACAAUCUAGGCACAGGGCAUAUCUCAUUCACUUACGUGGACCGCCUUGAGGGCAUAUCUCUGAUCAUUAGAUCUGAGUACAAUGGCUCACUGAUCUUGGAGUCUAGGAUAGAUCCAGACAUGCCCUAUCAGAAACAACAAGAGAGGGUAAUUGUUUGGCCUGAAGCUCAGAGCCAUAGUCUAGCGUUAGGUUUCCAGGACACGGCAAGUUGUGAAGAGAUCUGGAAAGAUAUUUGCCGGAUUCAAGGUAAAGACCAAUCCGUCGAAAUCACACAAGACCUCUCGGAUGAAUCAGAAGAGGAACCAUGUGAUGACUUGUCAGAAACAGGUGAAGUUCUUGACCUGCCAAACUGUGAACUCGGUAAACUUGGACAGAUUGCUGACUUAAUUACCUCGGUUCUCAACUCACCUAUGCGUAAGGAAAGGCUGGCUCUGGUCUUGGAAAAUGAAGACUAUAUUAAAAAACUACUGCAGUUGUUCCACACUUGUGAGAACCUAGAAGAUACUGAAAGCUUAUACCAUUUGCAUGAAAUUAUUAAAGGAAUCUUAGUCCUCAACAAGACAUUUCUGUUUGAGAUCCUCUUUUCUGAUGAGUGUAUCAUGGAUGUGGUGGGAUGCCUUGAAUAUGACCCUGGUUUGGCUGAGCCAAGAAGGCAUAGGGAAUUCUUAACCCAACAUGCAAAGUUCAAGGAAGUUAUACCAAUAACAGACUGUAAACUUCGGCAAAAAAUACAUCAGACAUACAGGAUACAGUACAUUCACGACAUCCUUUGGCCUAUAUCACCCAAGUUUGAAGAGAAUUUUCUUGCUACUCUUAAAACUUUUAUUUUUUUUAACAAGGUUGAAAUAGUCAACAUGCUGCAGGAAGAUGACAAGUUUUUGGCUGAAGUUUUGGCACAGUUAAGGGAUAAGACCACAGAUGAUGAUAAACGACGUGAACUGGUAUUUUUUUUCAAGGAAUUCUGUGCAUUUUCUCAGACGUUAGAGCCUCCAAGCAGGGAUGCACUAUUCAAAAUACUGACACAAUUGGGAAUUCUUCCUGCUCUUAAAAUUGUAAUGAGCAUGGAUGAUUUGCAAAUAAGGUCAGCUGCUACUGAUAUAUUUGCUUAUCUAGUAGACUGUAGUCCAUCCAUAAUCCGAGGAUUUAUACUGGAAGAAGCUCAGCAAAAUGAAGAUGGCAAACUUUUCAUUAAUUUAGUAAUUGAACAAAUGAUCUAUGAUACUGACCCUGACCUAGGAGGUGCCGUUAAUUUAAUGGAACUGCUUCGUGCUCUACUUGAUCCAGACAACAUGCUAGUAACACCUAAUAGAUGUGAAAGAAGUGAAUUUCUAAAUUUCUUCUAUAAACAUUGUAUGCAUAACUUCAUAGCACCACUUUUGUCAACUACUUCAGAAGAUAUAUGUAAAGAGGAUAAUAUAGUUGGACCUGACAAAAACAACAAAAAUCACCUCAAUAAUUACAGAACAGCAGAGCUGCUUGCCUUAAUUUUAGAGCUGCUCACAUUUUGUGUGCAACAUCACACAUAUUACAUAAAAAACUAUAUUUUCAGCAAAGACUUGCUAAGAAGAGUUUUGGUCGUGAUGGAUUCAAAGCACACUUUCCUGAUCUUGUGUGCUCUUCGCUUUAUGAGAAGGAUGAUUGGCCUUAAAGAUGAACUUUAUAAUCAUUACAUUAUCAAGGGAAAUCUUUUUGAGCCGGUUGUAAAUGCUCUUCUGGAUAAUGGAACUCGGUACAAUAUGUUGAAUUCAGCUGUUAUUGAGCUGUUUGAAUACAUAAGAGUGGAAAAUAUCAAGUCUCUUGUUGCACAUAUAGUUGAAAAAUUUUAUGAAACACUUAAGUCAAUUGAAUAUGUUCAGACGUUCAAAGGAUUGAAGAUUAAAUAUGAACAAGAGAAAGACUGGCAGAAUCAAAUACAGACGUAUUUGCAUGCUAUACUGUGUAGUGAAGUAUUUUGCAGAGGUGCCAGUGUCUUGGAGGAGAAGGAAGAAAUGAGUGUUGAAGAAAAUACAGAGGAUGGAGAAGCAGUUAUGCCACCAUUGGAAAGUGAUUUUCAAGAUGAUUAUGAUAAAUUUGUGGAGACUAAAAAAGCAAAAGAAAAUGAAGACAAGGUAGAUCUUCCCCCCAAAACAUCUUUUGGUGGCUUCAAAUUUACUUCAUCCGAUUCUGCUGGUGCUGCUAAUGGAGCGAGUAACCCAAACAGUGGUAGCAGGGUUCGCUUAGUGGAUUAUUCAGAUGAUGAAGAAGAUGAAGGUGAAUCACCCCCCCAGGAAAACCACAUCUUAGCUCGUAAAGUCUUAAUGGAAAACCCUCAACAUUACUUAAACCCUACAUUACUAAAAUUCUGUAGACAUCAAAACGUUACUAAAACUCUGUAA